UCCGGUGUGGCGGUUUGGGCGGAGGCUGAGUCGUUUGACAGCCUCAAUAUAACCGCGGUGUGUCGAGUGGAGAAAGAGAUUCCCAAAGCUCAGCCGCUUGUCUUUCGUCCGGAGACACGUCCAUACAGCAGCCAUGGUUCGCCAGGUGGAAACUUUGGAGGAAUUCAAUGCAAUCCUGAAGGAAGCUGGAGACAAGCUGGUGGUGGUGGACUUCACAGCCUCCUGGUGUGGUCCCUGUAAACAGAUUGGCCCACACUUCGAAGAACUGUCGAAUAAGGCUGAAAACAAGAACGUGAUUUUCCUGAAGGUGGAUGUGGAUGAUGCUCAGGACGUGGCUACAAAGUGGGAGAUAAGGGCCAUGCCCACAUUCAUAUUUAUCAAGAAUGGAAAGAAGGUGACGGAGGUCGUUGGUUCUGACCCAGACAAACUGGGUGGCAAGCUGCAAGAGUUAAGAACCUAAAGUUCCACCAACCAGUCGACGCACACCUUCAUCGUAUAAACCACAGUAGCCACUGUUGCUCACUGUACAUGCCCAAGAAAUUACAGUUCCAUGUUGUAUACAAUAACCAUGAGCUCUUCCAUUCCAUCCUGGCAAUAAUAAUGUAUUGCACUCGUCAUGUAUUGGUGACGUACUCUAAGUCCUGUCAAUUCAGAGUAUGUAUUGACUUUCUGAUCUGAAAUUUGAAUAAAAUCUGAUGACCACUAUUAAUUCUGUUAAAUAUCACAGAUUGGCUGUGCUCCUGACUAACCCCUGAAGUUUCUUUGGAUGUUGUGUUCAACAAGGUGGAUUUAAUAAAUACAGAUAAGUUACAAAAA
This is a messenger RNA of Epinephelus fuscoguttatus (brown-marbled grouper), 816 nucleotides long. It is a transcript of the gene txnb, whose product is annotated as thioredoxin. The transcript has 5 exons. Gene Ontology annotation, molecular function: protein-disulfide reductase activity. The record is from RefSeq and is a predicted model, not a curated record. The coding region runs from base 134 to 460 and encodes 108 amino acids. NCBI's taxonomy places the organism in Eukaryota, Metazoa, Chordata, Actinopteri, Perciformes, Serranidae.